AUGCUACGAGACAGUAGAGAUGAGAAGGUUAGAGAAGCAGGAGUGCAGGUCAACACCGGGAGAAAGUGGAGGGCUGACAAGGCAGUUGAAGAGGCUGAGGCUCGUCUUCGGCACAGCGACAUUGUCGGUAAUGUUGCACACGGGCGACUAGGCUUCGGAUGCGUCACCCGUUCGCAGUGGAGCAAAGCAAGUGCAAAAGACCGACGCACCCAAGUGCAGGAAGAGAUUCGCCGAAUGGAGGAAGAAUCCAGGCUCACCAGAGCUGUUACCCUACGGAAACAGGGAAAAUGGCUGAACUGGGAGGGAGUACCCCAGAGAAAGCUUACAUGGAAUGCGAUCUGGACAAUGGAAAGCGACAGACUUAGUUUCUUGCUCAAGUCUGUCUACGACGUGCUGCCAAGUCCAACAAACCUAGUGACUUGGGGUUUUGCCGAAAAGCCAGAUUGCAAGCUCUGUGGAAGACCAGCGAAUCUGGAGCAUGUCCUGAGCUCAUGCAGGACAGCCCUGUCUGAUGGUCGAUACAGAUGGCGUCACGACAGGGUUCUUGCUUCAAUGGCCGAUCAUCUAGAUCAAGCACGAAAAGCGCAGAAGACGACCAACAAAGGCCCCUCAUUCAUUUCCUUUGUCAGAGCCGGAGAAGAAGGGGCAAAGGCCAAACGCGCAUGUGGGAUUCUUGGAACGGCAACAGAUUGGAGAAUGGAAGCAGACUUGAAGAAACAGCUCAAGUUUCCACAGGAGAUCACCGUGACAAACCAGAGACCCGACAUAGUACUGUGGUCAGCGGCAUCAAAACAGGUUGUGAUGGUGGAGCUCACAGUACCAUGGGAGGAGCGGAUUGAAGAGAGCUUCGAACGGAAGCGCGAAAAGUACCAGGCCCUCACAGAUACCUGCACAGAGAAAGGCUGGAAGGCAUGGUGUUUUCCAGUGGAGGUGGGCUGCAGAGGUUUCCCAGCACAAUCACUGUGGCGCACUUUCAGCAGACUGGGGGUUACAGGACAGGUCCGGAAACGGGCCAUAUCGGUUGUUGCACGUGAAACGGAGUCUGCUUCCUUGUGGCUAUGGCGGAAGAGAGAGGAGAAGUGGAUAGGGGGACACAGGGCUGUCGACUAG
Dreissena polymorpha is the source of this 1110-nucleotide messenger RNA. RefSeq lists its product as uncharacterized. Bases 1 to 1110 code for a protein of 369 amino acids. NCBI's taxonomy places the organism in Eukaryota, Metazoa, Mollusca, Bivalvia, Myida, Dreissenidae. The record is from RefSeq and is a predicted model, not a curated record. The transcript has a single exon.